Molecule: messenger RNA, 1949 nt
Organism: Marchantia polymorpha subsp. ruderalis
Lineage: Eukaryota; Viridiplantae; Streptophyta; Marchantiopsida; Marchantiales; Marchantiaceae
Source: the annotation of a GenBank genome assembly
GACCGCCCUCUCUGUACAAUUUGGGGAGUGAGGGUCUGAACGCAUUCCGGAAGAGCCUGAAUUACUCGUUCAGGAAUUCGGGCUGUUGUGGGUUUUGGGAUUUAAUUUGGAGCUCGGCAGCAAUGGAGGGUUUGGUGUAUCGCCAGCUUUGUCCUCCUUCUGCUGCUGCGGCUGCCACAUGCUGCUGCUGCUCGACCACAACGACGACGCAGCUGGGAUUCGCCCAUGGAUUGUCCGCACGGUCGCUGUACAGGAAGUUGCAGAGGAAGAGCGAGCGGCCGGGUGGAGCGAAGGCGGCGAGUUUGAUCGUGAGGGGUGAGGCGCAGACGCAGAGGCAGCAGCUGGAGAAUUUGUCCGGCGUUGUGACGGAUGAUGCGGUUCCCGAAGGGCACAAGGGCCUUCAUGGGUUUCUGUAUGGCGAAGGAGGAGCGGACAUUCACACGUCCGGGAUCAAGGAAUUCGCAGGUCGACAGGGCGAAGACGACGGCACCACCAUUCUUGGAUUCGAGGAGUACGUCGCAGCCAGGGAGGCUGUCAAGUUUUCUGGGGUCUACGGAGUUCACAACAGCAAUGGCGGGCUCGAGUUCGUAGGGUAUUCCAGGAAUGUGGUUUUGUCUCUGAAGACUCACAGAGCCAGGGUGGGAGCAGAGAAGUGCGCGUCCGUGAGGGUCAAGUUGUUCUCGGUGGCAUCGAUUGUUUCGAGAGCGAAGUUGGAGGAGGAGAGGAAAAUGUGGUUGAUGUUUGCUGCCGAAAUUCCGCCGGGAAAUUCGCAUGAGAAUCACUUGUGGGAGGGGAGCAGCGCGGCUGCGCCAUUGCAGCACAUGACGGAGGAAGAGAGGAAAGAAUACGAGGAGAAGAAAUUGAAGAUGAGGAAGGCAAUGGGUGAGAAUCUGUACGAUGAUGUGGACGGAGAGGAUGAUGAUGCUAAGACUAUAAGAAUGAAGCUUCUUCAAGCCACAGAAGGUGAUGAUUGGAGCAGUGUGAUCGAUGGUCAGACCAAACAGACCAUCAAGCCCCCUCCAAUUGCAUUCGAUGAGGUCGUGGAUGAAGCACCUGCUGCCCAGAUUGUAAGCCCUUUCUCCACAUCUUCGAAAGGAAGUCUCUACUCCGCUGACAGCUACGAGUUGACGGUGGAGAAUGUGGAUAUCGUGUUGAACGAAGUGCGCCCUUACCUCAUCGCCGACGGUGGCAAUGUCGAGGUCGUGUCAUUGACAGAUGGUGUGGUGUCAUUGCGUCUGCAAGGAGCAUGUGGUACUUGUCCAAGCUCAACGACCACAAUGAAGAUGGGAAUUGAAAGAGUUCUCAAUGAAAAGUUUGGGGAGAGUUUGAAAGGAGUCGUGCAAGUGGAUCAACAGGAAAUCGGAGCCACACUUGGGGGUGUGAAUUCUCACCUCGAUAUGCUCAGACCUGCAAUCAUCAAUUACGGAGGCUCUGUCGAAGUUGUGUCUGUGAGCCCUUGCCGAGGUGAAGUAGUUGUUAAAUACAAGGGCCCUGCACCUAUCGGUAUGGGAAUCCAGGCGGCUAUCAAAGACAAAUUUCCGGACAUCAAGACGGUUACUCUCAUCGAACCAUGAGCCUCCAUUGGGGUAUAUGGGAUUCGACAUUGUACUAUGCUGUAAGCUCAAAGUCUUCUUGGAUCCACAUUUCUCUUACAUUUUUUUUGAAAGAAGUUCUACCUGAAAUUGCGGAGUCGACUUGAGGUACUAGUCUACACUAAAUUCUCUGGGCAAGGAUUGCUCUUUAGGUGGUUCUUAUGCUCUGAGGUUACUGUCGAUGUCACUACUUCCACAUCAAGAUCCAGGAUUGGAAGUUUCCAUCAGCAGUUGUAUCAUUCUGAAAAUUGUACUCUAAUAGUGAAAUCGAAGGAUUCCACGAUAUCCUCUACAGCUGGCUUUUAUGCCACUUUUUGUUUUCUUCAAAGUCAAUCAAAGGUUAUUGUUUGCUGACUC